Caenorhabditis remanei is the source of this 552-nucleotide messenger RNA. RefSeq lists its product as uncharacterized. The coding region runs from base 1 to 552 and encodes 183 amino acids. The record is from RefSeq and is a predicted model, not a curated record. Lineage: Eukaryota; Metazoa; Nematoda; Chromadorea; Rhabditida; Rhabditidae. The transcript has 4 exons.
AUGACUGACGCUAUCUCAAAGCCUGUUCCAACAGUUCAAAAGAAUUCAAAGUUCUCAUCAUUCGGAAAGUUCAACACAAACAUCAAAUGCUCCUUUGACAAGAAACAUUUCAAAAAAAUGGUGAAAAUCGAUCUCAACAAAUGUGUAGACGUCAAUUGUCUUUGUAAGGACAACAACUGUGUGAAUGUCGGCACAAGACAGGAAUGUCCGGCAGAUUGUCGCCCUGGCUGUCAAAACCAAAAGAUCCGUAAAAACGAGCAUGCUCACAUCGAAGUGAAAACUACGGUGGAUAGAGGAAAUGGACUUUAUGCAAAGGAGUUUAUCGAACAAGGAAAGCUUGUUACGGUGUACUGCGGACCGGUCAUCCCAAAAAAGAAGAUGAGCGACAGCCGUGUCGUUGUGGAGCAACUCUCUGCUCCGGCUGGAUUGGAGAAAAGCCGCAGAUCCAACCAUCAGAAGACGGAACACUGCACCGAAACUUCCAAAGCUGGAGACGAAGGCAAAGCGUGUGUUGACCACAGAACAAGAAAAACUAGUAGACGAUUUUCGUAA